This is a messenger RNA of Numida meleagris (helmeted guineafowl), 4858 nucleotides long. It is a transcript of the gene SLC9A8, whose product is annotated as solute carrier family 9 member A8. The coding region runs from base 2593 to 4041 and encodes 482 amino acids. Gene Ontology annotation, biological process: sodium ion transport; proton transmembrane transport; regulation of pH. Lineage: Eukaryota; Metazoa; Chordata; Aves; Galliformes; Numididae. Gene Ontology annotation, cellular component: Golgi apparatus; membrane. The record is from RefSeq and is a predicted model, not a curated record. Gene Ontology annotation, molecular function: sodium:proton antiporter activity. The transcript is spliced from 15 exons.
AGUUUUUUAAUCACUCUUAAGUGUGCUCUAUGUAGAAGGAUAUAGGCUGACUUUCCAAAUCAUGCUGUUCUGUUUCUCCUCUGGUUUUCUGUCAGUGAAAUGGAGUAUUGUACAGGCACAGGGAUUUAGAAAAGUUGGGUGUAUGUAUACCUGUGACUAACUGACCUGCCCAAAUCCAUGGAAAACUGAGGACCAUUGCAGACCUUUUCACACUGCGCUCAGAAUUGCAAACAAGAUGUUUAAUUGUUUUCACAUUACUAAACAAGUAUGUGGCGUGUGUUCAUCUAUGGGAAUGGUGCUGUCAGAAUGCCCCACAAUGCUUGGAUCUGUCUUUGAAGAGAGAUUUCAAUUCUGAUUUCUUCUAGACUGUGCUCAGGCAAUAUCAGAGGUUGGGAUUUACAUGCUGGUGUACUAAAGGUCAGAAGCUAUUUCUUCUGUCUCCUAGAUUUCUAACAUUCUUACAAGUGCAUGGUUACAUGCAGAUUGCCAUAAUUAUGGUAACGUUGUUGCACAUUUAUACACACACACACACACACACACACACACACACACACACACACACGCAUUCUGAAUAGCAGAUGCACACCCAGCUUUUCUGUCAACCUAGGCUGUCAUCUUUCUUUUCCUUAGUAGAAUAUAGCUAUCCUACCAUCUGCUUAGGGCGAUGUUGUAGUCAAAACUGUAACAAUAAUGAAACUUUCACAGACCGUUAAGGGUCUGUUUUCUUUUGUGUGUAUAUAUACUUGGUUUCUCCAAAUUAAAGCUACACUGAGAGAGCCCUUUCUUUGACAGACAGGUCAUCCAGUCUUCAGUGAUCACUCUUUCCUGUACUAACAGGAAGAAAAAAAUAAUAGCUAUGGAGUUGACAGCAGUGCAAAAACUUCUUCAAAUCUUUUUGGGGAAAAUAAGAAUAAAUACCUUUUUUUGUCCUACAAAUUACUAUUAUUAACUGUAGCAAAAAAUAGAAAGCAUCUACCUGUUUCUAAAGUAUCCGUUUGUCUUCAGAGAGGGUUAAUGUUUUCCCUAUGGUCUAUGGCAUAUUAGAAUUUGAAGAAAAACAAAAGAAAAACCAAAGCAAAAUACAGUAGAUCCAAAAACUUGGGAGAUUUAAAUAAAAUUUCUGAAUAUGUGUGUCUCGUAGAUUUUAAAGGGGUCUUUCAUGAUAAAAUUGUAUUCCUAGGACUUAAGAACAGAGCUGUGAUUUUUUGACUGUGUUCCAGCCUGUUUAUGCCCUUGUGAUAGCUUAAUGAAUCUUGAAAGCAUCACCCUCAGGACAGAUGAAUUGCCUGAACAAAACAGAAAACAGUAUGAAAGCUUAUUGUUCAUAGUUUUUCUCAUUCAUGAUCUCUCAUCUGAGAGUGUAGGAAGGAUGAAAAUGAAUGUGUGUACAAUACUUUUACCUCAGGAUGUUGUGAGCUGUAAAAUAGCUUUUAAAAUAUUCUAAAGUGGAGUAGACUCAGAAGCAGAUCUAUUCGGAGCUGUCUAGUAAUAGUAAUAAUAAUAAAUAAUAAUACUAAUGCAAGCAGUAAUAGUUUAUAUCCCAGGCCACUGCUGAAGUAUUUGUUAGUGAAUAGAAUGAAACACGAGUUGCAGAAGCGCAGACCAGAUGGAAUUUCUUCGUCAGAGUUUGUUGAACUUGAUUAAAAUGAGAGAAGAAUUGUGGUAGCUUCAACAUGUGGGAGACUUUAUUUCCCAUGGAUGAAAUACAGUACCAUAGUACAGAACUGAAUAUUGAAUAAGUAGCUGUCUCAUUAGAUUAAAAUUUUCAGUUUUUAACUUCAAGCCUAUGUUUUUUUGUAUUUUUAUAUACUGGCCCUUUGCCUAUACUGGUGUAACUUUUAGCAGUGCUCACUGGUAAGUAUCUCUGCUGAUCUGGAUAAGAACUUGGAUCAUCUCUGUAAUGAGAAUUGAGGUAUUUAAGCAGUUACCCAUCCUAUCUCCUCAUAGCCCUACUAUUCAUGAGCAAUAGAGAAUAUAGAACAAGACUUUUGUGUCCGAAACAGCAAGAAGCAGCCGUGAAACUGCUGAAGCAUUGGAACUAGCAUCCAGAGGGGAUGGAAUGUCUUUGCUUUGGAAGACCUCCCCACUUGGCUGAACAAGGCCCUGGAUAACUUCCUUGAUUUUUAAAUUAGCCCUGUUUGGGGUAGGUUAGACUAGAUCACCUUGAGUUAUCCUUUCCAGUGUAAAUUUUUCUAAUACUUUGAUUAUCCAUUUGGGUAAAGUCAGUCUCCUUAAAGAGAGUCAGAUGUGGAAGUACAUAGCUUUGAAAUUUUGAUGGGGGUUAUUGUAGCGGAAAUUCUAAGUCACGACCUGAAGUAGUGAUGGAGCACCUGGUGGGAAGGCAGGGCCAGCCCAGAGGAGCUCAGGAGCAUGUGAUGCACCUCAGUAACCAGGAGGGGGGUGGAUCCAGGAUCCACCCCUUUCCAGACCUCAUUUAAGGGUUGGCAGUGGAGGUGGGGGCAUUUCCUGCUGGAGAUCUCUGCUUACCUGGGGCCUUCUAAGGCUAUCUGCAUCAUAUUGGUGCAUUUACUGAUAAAAUACCGACUUCAUUUUUUACCAGAAAGCGUAGCUGUUGUUUCUUUAGGUAUCCUUAUGGGAGCUUUUAUAAAAAUCAUAGAGGCUCAGAAGCUGGCCAACUGGAAGGAAGAAGAAAUGUUUCGUCCAAAUAUGUUUUUUCUGCUUUUGCUUCCACCUAUUAUAUUUGAAUCUGGAUAUUCAUUGCACAAGGGCAAUUUUUUUCAGAACAUAGGUUCCAUCACGCUGUUUUCUGUAUUUGGCACAGCAAUAUCAGCUUUCAUAGUAGGUGGUGGAAUUUAUUUCCUGGGCCAGGCUGAUGUUAUUUAUAAACUGAACAUGACAGACAGUUUUGCAUUUGGCUCUUUAAUAUCUGCAGUUGAUCCUGUGGCUACCAUUGCCAUUUUCAAUGCCCUCAAUGUGGAUCCUGUACUUAACAUGUUGGUUUUUGGAGAAAGCAUUCUCAAUGAUGCAGUCUCUAUUGUCUUAACCAACACUGCAGAAGGCUUGACAAGAGAAAAUAUGUCAGAUGUAAGUGGAUGGCAAACUUUUCUACAGGCACUGGGAUACUUUCUUAAGAUGUUCUUUGGCUCUGCAGCACUUGGCACACUUACUGGCCUUAUUUCUGCAUUAGUGCUAAAGCACAUUGAUUUAAGAAAGACACCCUCUCUAGAGUUUGGGAUGAUGAUUAUCUUUGCUUACCUUCCUUAUGGACUUGCAGAAGGUAUCUCACUCUCAGGUAUCAUGGCAAUCCUAUUCUCUGGCAUCGUGAUGUCCCACUAUACACACCAUAACCUCUCCCCUGUUACACAGAUAUUAAUGCAGCAGACACUGAGAACCGUUGCUUUCAUGUGUGAAACAUGUGUUUUUGCGUUUCUUGGCCUGUCAAUUUUUAGUUUUCCUCACAAGUUUGAGAUGUCCUUUGUCAUCUGGUGCAUAGUACUUGUUCUGUUUGGUAGAGCAGUGAAUAUUUUCCCCCUUUCCUACCUACUUAACUUCUUCCGUGAUCAUAAAAUCACCCCUAAAAUGAUGUUUAUCAUGUGGUUCAGUGGUUUACGUGGCGCAAUUCCCUAUGCACUCAGCCUCCAUUUGGGCUUGGAACCAAUAGAGAAGCGUCAGCUCAUUGGGACAACAACAAUCAUCAUAGUGCUGUUCACAGUUUUGCUGCUGGGAGGAGGAACUAUGCCCCUUAUCAGACUGAUUGACAUUGAAGACUCUAAAGCACGCAAGAGGAACAAAAAGGACAUUAACCUUAGCAAAACAGAGAAAAUGGGAAAUACCGUAGAAUCCGAGCAUUUAUCAGAGCUCACAGAGGAGGAAUAUGAAGCCCAGUACAUAAAACGCCAGGACCUCAAAGGGUUUAUGUGGCUUGAUGCUAAGUAUUUGAAUCCUUUCUUCACCAGAAGACUCACACAAGAAGACUUGCAUCAUGGGCGCAUACAGAUGAAAACCCUCACAAACAAAUGGUAUGAAGAGGUACGUCAAGGACCCUCGGGCUCUGAAGAUGAUGAGCAAGAGCUGCUAUAGCAGACUGGGGAAGAAGCACAAGGAGUUUAUCAUUAGACUUUAGAAGGUGAAUUUAACUAUCAAGAGUCUGACUGCACAAAAGCUUCUCAUUUUGGGCAUAUCUUGUACUAUGUGUUUAAACAUCAAAAAGCGGAUCUGCUCUGCUUGGUAUUACUAGCCAGUGACUGAGCCCCUUAAGUGUCAGACUCUGGAUUGAAUGAUGGACUUCUCACAUCUUACAUCACAGCAAAUUUCAUGCAGCCUGUGGGGGAAAAAAGUGGAAACAUCUGCCACGAAAUGGUAGCAUUGUUUAAUGUGGGGUCUUAUCAUAAAGCCUGUUGUAAAUGUGUUUGAAGUACAGAGCCAUCAUAUGACUCUGCAAAAUAGGGUGAGUUGCAGCUUGCUGCUUUUUUUUCUUUUGAAAUGUGUACCUAUUCACAUAGAGAGGCUUGACAGUUUAUACUAUGAAUUUGCUUCAGCACUAGUAAGGGAAUCUGGCUGGAAUAAAUCCAUGAUUUAUGAGACUUACAUGAUCAUAGAAUGAUUUGGUUUGGAAGAGACUUUAGAGAUCAUCCAGUUCCAGCCUCCCCUGCCUCAGGGGCAUAGAAGGCCACAGACUUGCACAUUGUGAAUCCAGAGAAGAUCAGUACCUUGACAAAAAGCAGAUGCUGCACACAAAGAAGAACCUCUUAAAACAUAUUUUUGUCAUAUAAAAUUGUCUUGCUUUCUAUUUAAUGGGAUGUUUUAUUUUUAUAUUGAGAUGUCAUAAUCAGUACUGUGGAUUAGACAUGACUUGCAAGAGGUGGGGAUAGUAUGACAUUAAAACUGUAAUUUCAAA